Molecule: messenger RNA, 2678 nt
Organism: Gigantopelta aegis
Lineage: Eukaryota; Metazoa; Mollusca; Gastropoda; Neomphalida; Peltospiridae
Product: transient receptor potential cation channel subfamily V member 5-like
Exons: 15
Coding region: 113-2659 (848 amino acids)
Biological process (GO): calcium ion import across plasma membrane
Cellular component (GO): membrane
Molecular function (GO): calcium channel activity; protein binding
Source: RefSeq, a predicted model, not a curated record
CUCGGUAUGGCAAGUAGUUUAAAAAAUUGGGUUUUGUUGGACCAGGACCCAUAUCACAUGGAAGGGGUAUCAGACCUUACACUUGGUUAUUGAUUAAAUCUCACCAACCAAAAUGGGUAAUAAAAUCUUUUCGAGAAAAAAGAAUGUCGAUCCAGAUGCCGCGUGGAAGAAACAGAACGAUGAAAUUGCUAAGAACCCGAUGUACAAGCUCGUCGGGUUUGGCGGAACUGGGUUACUGGUGGAUGAAUUCAACGAACAUGGGGCUGAGAAGAUGAAGCAGCUUGCUAGGGAGAAACUGAAGGAGUACUUGUACAAUGGUGGGGACGGUGGUACGAUUUCAAAGGAAGAGUACCUCAAAUGGUAUAAGGAUAAAAUGGAACUUGAAAUGGGACUAGAAGAAAUUGAGAAGGUUCAUUUUUCUGACAAAUCGUUCAAUACGUUGAGUGAGCACAAGGCCUGUUGGAGACUGGAUAAACGGGGCGGAGUCGGCGAGACACCCUUUCACCUCGCCCACCUCGGGGACAUACCAGAGGUGGCCAGCAUACUGCUCAAAUUGUUCCCCAAAAUGGCACUUGAUGUUUAUGAAGGAGAUGAAUAUUUUGGAGAAAGUGCCUUGCAUAUUGCUAUUGUAUUUAAUCGCUUUGAUGCUGUGAAAGAGCUGAUUAGCCACAAGGCUGAUAUUAACCAAAGAGCCACAGGCAGAUUCUUCUUACCUGAGGAUCAGAAGAAAGGAAAGACAAACAAUACCAAUUAUGAAGGUGAUGCAUAUUACGGUGAAUAUCCUCUUGCAUUUGCGGCCAGUUUCAACAACCAGGAGAUUUAUGACUACCUCAUAGAAAAUGGAGCCAACCCAGACCUCCAGGAUUCAUUCGGAAACACCGUCCUUCAUUUGACUGUCAUACACAAUCAGCCGCAAAUGUACAAACACGCUGUACAACACAACAGGAAACUAGCACAUACGAACAUCAAGAACAACAUGGGACUGACACCGAUCACACUGGCUACCAAGCUGGGCAGACAUGUCAUAUUCAAGGAGAUGUUGGAACUCAAUAGCACCGAAUUCUGGUCUUACAGUAAUGUGUAUUGUUCUGCCUAUCCACUUACCACCCUGGAUUCUAUUGGUCCUGAUGGUAAAACAAACUGGAGUUCGUCCCUGAUGAUUAUUGUCAAUGGUGAGACAGACGAGCAUCUUGAGAUGCUGGAGGGCGGGGUCAUGAGACAGCUGCUUGAUGAAAAGUGGAAAACGUUUGCUCGGAGGCGGUUCAUUGUGCGGCUGGUUAUUGCCAUGAUUCACCUUUCCUUGAUCAGCAUCGCCAUCUACACAAGACCACUCGGCCGAGACCUGCUGCAUUACAGUGGGGUCGACGAUGCUAUGCGUUAUAUAGCCGAGAUUCUUGUGUGUUUCGGCUGUGGGCUAGCUCUCUUUUUGGAAGUGCUUGACAUUCGUUCACGGGAUAUCAAGAGCUUUGCUAAGAACUAUAUCAAUGCACCUGCGCAGAUGGUGUACAUGAUGUCGUGUGUGUUGAUACUGAUGUGCAUUCCAUUCCGCUUUCUUCAUCUUCACAUCGUGGAGGACAUCUUACUCAUAUUUGCUGUACCAGGAUCAUGGUUUUUCUUGCUUUUCUUUGCCAGGGGUGUAAAACUAACAGGUCCAUUCGUGACCAUGGUGUACAAAAUGUUGGAAGGGGAUCUCGUGAGAUUUGGGGUUAUUUAUAUCAUAUUCUUGCUGGGAUUUGCACAAGGUUUCUACUUCCUGUUCCAAGAUGGGGAUGAUGAUAAUUCAGAUACCCAGAAGUUCGCAACUCCACAGGACACGGUUAUGACCUUGUUCCAGAUGACCUUAGGAGAGUUCAAGUACGACUCCUUCAACUUUGCGCGGUAUCCACCACUGACAAAGCUAAUAUUUGCCAUCUUUAUGAUCCUUGUUCCAAUUCUGCUGCUCAACAUGUUGAUAGCCAUGAUGGGCAACACGUACCAGAGAGUAAUUUCCAAGUCAGAAAAAGAAUGGAGGAAGCAGUGGGCUAAAACUGUUGUAGUUUUAGAGCGUGGAUUUUCCAAGGAGAAGUUAUUACGGUUUCAGAGGGAGUACUCUGUAAAUAUUACAAAACCAGAAGGGGAGGUCCGAGCACUUGUUGUCAUCAAAACAGAAUCGAAGACGAAAGCUCAGUCUCGGAAAGCCGCUGAUGCUAACUGGAAGCGGCUUGGUAAGGAAGUGAUUUGGCAACUGAAAGACAACAAGAGAAGUGGGAAGACGGGCAUGUUUGAACUUCAGCUACAGCGUGCAUCAAAGAAGAAGAAACUCAGCCCACGACAGCUAGAGGUCUGCGAUAAUGAGGUCAUACCAGACGCUUUUACCUCGACGGUCGCGCAGCUUGCCUGGCAGAAAGACAUUGACCUCACGAAGGGUCACGCAUUCAUAGAGGAUCCAGCCAAGAUCGACGAGAUCAGCCCCAGGAUUGACCUGCCUCUUGGCACCAGUUCGUCACUGAAAGGUGCAGCAGCGGUGCCGAACGGAAAGGUAAAACAGAAAGAGACGUCUGUGUCUUCAUCCGAGACGGUUAUGACUCCCAAUGCAAGGAUGUCACUCUUGUACAAUCGCGUCCAUCCGAUGCAGCCUUUCGUACCCGAGCUAGACAGUUCAGACAAUUUUUGGAGAUGACACUGCAGAUGGUGCUGGU